Messenger RNA from Nyctereutes procyonoides (raccoon dog), 3613 nucleotides. RefSeq names its product NOC3 like DNA replication regulator (gene NOC3L). Gene Ontology annotation, molecular function: chromatin binding. Bases 129 to 2528 code for a protein of 799 amino acids. The record is from RefSeq and is a predicted model, not a curated record. Gene Ontology annotation, biological process: DNA replication initiation. Gene Ontology annotation, cellular component: nucleolus. The transcript has 21 exons. NCBI's taxonomy places the organism in Eukaryota, Metazoa, Chordata, Mammalia, Carnivora, Canidae.
AGGAGCCAGCGGGGGCUUCCGCUUUGCGCGGUGUGGUACCUUGGGCGCGUGUGUUGGCGCCUCCGGAUUCCUGCGUUACCUCUAUUCCUGGUCUUACCGUAGCGUCGGGACUCCCUUCGUAUUUAAGGAUGAAGGCGAGAAGAAAUAAAAAACAGAUCCCAAGCUUUCGGAAGUUACUAAAAACUAGUAAAGUCAAACUUGAAAACAAGCUAAAAAAUAAGCAAUUUAAACAACAAAGCACUCUCAAGAAGUACCGAAAAGAACAGAGGAAACUAAGGCAAGCUGUAAAGGAUGCUGUGUCUAAGAAACCGAUCCCACUGGAGGACCCAAAGGAGAAAAGACCAGGUAAAAGAAUUGAGAGGGAAGAGGAGGAAGAAGAGGAAGCGCUUCCUUUGGAUAUGAUGGAUGAAGAUGACUUGCAGUUAAUGAGAGAGUUAGGACAAAGAGCCUCUUUUCUAACGAGAGAUCUUUCUUCUAGUGAACCUGUUCAUGCCAAGAAACGAAAGCAUGAGCGUGUUAUAGAUAAAUAUGAAAAAAUACCAAGAACUCUGCAAACUGCACCAGAGAAGGAACUGAUUCACUUGCUUCCCAUCAAGGAUAAAAGUGGUAUAAUCCCACAGACCAGGGAGAAGCCAGUUAUUGACAAUAACCAAGAUGAAGAGGAUCAAGAAGAGGUGGAACUUGAGGAAGAGAUUGUUGAAGAUCCCAUUCGAGAACUGACAUUAGAAGAACAUUUAAUUGAAAGAAGGAAGAAACUACAGGAGAAGAAAAUGCAUAUUGCAACUUUGGCAUCUGCCAUAUUAUCAGACCCAGAAACUAAUAUUAAAAAAUUAAAAGAACUGCGUUCUAUGCUGAUGGAACAGGAUCCUGAUGUGGCUGUUACUGUUCGAAAGCUGGUGAUAGUUUCCCUGAUGGAGUUAUUUAAAGACAUUACUCCUUCAUAUAAAAUAAGACCCCUCACAGAAGCAGAAAAAUCCACCAAGAUCCGCAAAGAAACCCAAAAAUUAAGAGAAUUUGAAGAAGGUCUGGUUAGCCAAUAUAAAUUUUAUUUGGAAAAUCUGGAGCAAAUGGUUAAAGACUGGAAGCAAAGGAAACUGAAGAAAAGUAAUGUAGUUUCCUUAAAGGCCUACAAAGGACUGGCAGAAGUGGCUGUGAAGAGCCUGUGUGAGCUGUUGGUGUCACUACCUCAUUUCAACUUUCACAACAACAUCAUCGUAUUGAUUGUCCCUCUCAUGAAUGACGUGUCAAAGUCGAUCUCUGAAAUGUGUUGUGAGGCAGUAAAGAAAUUGUUUAAGCAAGAUAAAUUAGGCCAAGCUUCCCUUGGUGUGAUUAAAGUGAUUUCUGGUUUUGUGAAGGGCAGAAAUUAUGAAGUUAGGCCAGAGAUGUUAAAGACAUUCUUGUGCUUAAGAAUCAAGGAAUUAGAAGUGAAAAAAGAUACAGAGGACAUUAAUAAACCAAAAAAGUUCAUGACUUUCAAGGAAAAGAGAAAAACUCUAUCAAGAAUGCAGAGAAAGUGGAAGAAAGCAGAAGAGAAACUAGAGCGAGAGCUUCUGGAGGCAGAAGCUUCAGAGAGCACAGAGAGAAAACUUAAACUGCACACGGAGACUCUGAAUAUUGUGUUUGUAACCUACUUCAGAAUAUUGAAGAAGGCCCAGAAGUCACCUCUCCUGCCAGCAGUUCUAGAAGGCCUUGCCAAGUUUGCUCACCUUAUAAAUGUGGAGUUUUUUGAUGAUUUAUUAGUAGUACUUCAUACUCUCAUUGAGUCUGGUGACCUAAGCUAUCGAGAAAGUCUUCACUGUGUACAGACUGCUUUUCAUAUUCUUUCUGGGCAAGGUGAUGUUCUGAAUAUUGAUCCGAUGAAAUUCUAUACACAUCUAUAUAAAACACUGUUUAAGUUACAUGCAGGUGCUACCAAUGAAGAUGUCGAGAUUGUACUCCAGUGCCUUGAUGUCAUGCUAACUAAGCGCAGAAAGCAGGUUUCUCAGCAGAGAGCCCUUGCCUUCAUCAAGCGUCUUUGUACCCUUGCUCUUCACGUUCUUCCAAAUUCAAGCAUUGGCAUUUUAGCAACUAACAGAAUAUUAAUGCAUACUUUCCCAAAAACAGAUCUGUUACUUGACAACGAAUCUCAGGGCAGUGGGGUUUUCCUUCCUGAGUUGGAUGAGCCCGAAUACUGUCAUGCUCAGAACACUGCGCUUUGGGAAUUGCAUGCACUGCAGAGACAUUACCAUCCCAUCGUGCGGAGAUUUGCGGCCCACCUGAUGGCCGGAGCCCCCUCUGAAGGCUCGGCAGCACUCAAGCCAGAGUUGAGCCGGAGAUCUGCUGCAGAACUCUUUGAGACAUACAGCAUGGCUGCAAUGACGUUCAAUCCUCCCGUUGAAUCUUCAAGUUCCAAAAGAAAGAAUGAAGUUUUACAAGGGGAUUCAUUUUUGAAUGAAGAUUUAAAUCAACUAAUCAAAAGACAUUGCAGUGAAGCAGCUACUCACUUGCCUCUGGAUUUCACCAGAUAUUUGAAAACAUCACUACAGUAGAAGAGUGAAGUGUCAGUGGACUUUAUUGUAUAUUUAUGUUUGUUUAGGUGCACACAGAGACAUACUAGUUUAUUUAGGACAUUCUCUUUUUAUACAAGGGAAGCUUCCUAAGAAAAUGCUUGAAGUUUUUUAAUGACAUUGCUUUUUUAAGACUUAAUAUACAUCUAAGGGUGCCUGGGUGGCUCGAUUGAGCGUCUGACUCUGGAUUUCAGCUCAGGUCAUGAUCUCAGGGUCAUGAGAUUGAGCCCCACAUUGGGCUCUGCGCUGGGCAUGGAGUCUGCUUAAGAUUCUCUCUCUCCCUCUACCCGAAUUCCAUGCUCUCUCUCUUCCUCUCUAAAAAAAAAAACCCAAAAAACAAUAUACAUCUUAAGUUAUAGUUUAAAAAAGAUCUUUGGAGUGAACUUAAUUGAAUUACAGUUGCUAGAUUAAAAUAAGGGCAUAGAGUGCAGAAAAAUCAAGACCACGAGAUUGCUUUUUUUACCAUUCAGCUACUCUUUAUAACCAAACUCUCUCAAAUGAAAUAAGUACAUUUUUAUUGCAACACUAUAGAUGGCAAUGAGACAAGUUCUAUAUAUGAGUAUAUUUUCAGGAAAAUUUUUGAGAAAAAAAAUAGCUUGAAAUUGGAUGCCAAGUUCAUUGGCUCUUGCUGAAUGACACACUUUAAGAAGUAACCUAGUUUGAUCUUAUUUAAGAAAAUGAGAGUGUUCAUUAUGCUUCUUUUCAAAAAAAGUUUGUGAUCCUAGUCUCUUCAGAGUUCGUCGCAUUUUCUGAUGUGCUCUGGAGGGUGAUGGGGGAUAACUCUGGGUGGGAAAACCAAGUUGAAGACUUGACUCUGUUUUAACGAUAAAUGGUGCUGUUGAAGGGCUUUUUCUCUUUUCCUUCUCUUUCUCCUAUUCCUCUUCCUUCUCUUCCUUCUUCCUUGUCUCUUUGUACAGAUAAAGUCCUUUUCUUGUGAAUAUAAUUAAAAAGCAAUAUUUUACCUAAGCUGUUGUCAUAUUCUAGGAAUGGCCUAUGAAGUAAGUUUUUGUAAAAACAGGUUAUAAAUAUCCUCUUCUGUGAAUAAUUGAAUAAAACAGCUACUUUUU